GUGAGAAAAAAAAAUCAGAGCUCUCGACGAAAGGCGAUUUCUCUCCAUCUUCGAUUUCUCUCCAUCGUCGAUCUUCAAAGAUAAAUAAGCUAAUUCUGUGGUAGAUUUAAGAAUAGGCCAACGAACAUGGGACAAGACUAUAGCUACACUCAGCCUUCAUCAGAGGAGUUCGACAUCAACUCUUUACUUGAAGCAGAAGCUGCUCUCUACGGGGAUGAAGCUCAUAGUAGCUACAAAAUUGCAGAGGCGGAUCAGUACCCACCAGAACCUGAGGCUGAUGAAGGAAUCCCGAGGACAUGCUAUUGCGGUAGUGUGCUUGUUGUUGAAACCUCAUACACUCGUAAAGAUCCAGGAAGGAGGUACUUCUCCUGCAACAACGUUGACGAUGGAGAAUCCCACAUCUGGAAAUGGUGGGAUGUGGCGAUUCAAGAAGAGCUUCGUGAAACGCAGACACAACUUAGGAUGGUCAAGGAUCAAUUCUUUGAGAGUGACCAGAAGGUGGCUAAGCUUGAGAAGAUCGUGGGUGUGUUAACUAAGAAGAAAUCAGUUGUUAACUAUGGUUUGGCAAAGGGAGUUAGUCUACUGGUGUUGGUAAUACUGGUCAUCGUUAUGGGCUGGAAGAGCUUCGGAGGAUUUAAACAUCAGUGUCAGAACUCGAGAUGGGGUUGGCAGGUAACUUGUUUCACGCUUACUUACUAGUUUCAGUAAUAAAAAAAAACUUAUCUCUUCAUGCUUUAAUUGUUUUUAAUGCUAGAUUUGACAGAAUCGUACUUGUUAGGUUUAAGUGUAGCUAGUGUAGAACUUAUUAGUAUGAUUAGAGUGGUGGUAAAUGCUUGUUUGCUUUCUAUCUGCCUAACAACUCCGAAACUAAAUGCGAACUUACUUUCUAUCGGUUACUUAAGGGUUUGGGUUGCUAAUAGAGUAACAGAAACCUAUAAUCUAAACAUGAAUACCACAACUGGCUUUGUUAAUCUAAUGUAUAGUCAAUCUUCAGUUGAUCUUGAGUCACCCGAACCAGCUUGGUUCGGGUCCCAAGGUCCUGAUGAGUUUAUUUUCCACCCUGGUGUCGAGUCUUCUUUCCAACCUGGUGUCCAGUCUGCUGUCCAGCCUACUGUCGAGUCUGCUAACAAAGAGAGGAGGAAAUGGUCUCCCAAUGAGGAUAAAAUCCUCAUUGGUGCUUGGCUUAAUACCAGCAAAGACCCCGUUGUCAGCUGUGACCAGAAAGCUGAACGUUUUUGAAAGAGAAUUGUUGACUACUACAACGCAAACCCUCAACUGGUUGGGACAGUACCUAGAGAGCUUGGUCCAGCGAAGCAGCGGUGGGAUAGGAUUAACGAGCAGGUCUGUAAGUUCGUUGGAUGCUAUGAGGCGGCGUUGAGGGGGCAGAGAAGUGGUCAGAAUGAAGACGAUGUGAUGAAAGCUGCCCUCGACUCAUUCUUCAACAUUUAUGAGCACAAGUUCAGCCUCGAACAUGCGUGGAGGGAGCUGAGGCAUGACCAGAAAUGGUGCACCACCUAUAUGGUUAAAGAUGGUGGGAAGGAGAAGCGCAAACAAGUGGUGGAGAUUAAUAAUUAGUGUUUCUUGAUUUCUUUAUAUUUAUCAUUGUAUCUUUUUUUGUAUCAUGCAAUUAAUAAAAUUUCAAUUUCAAUUUAUAAAAAAAAUACUAUAAUAUUCUUAAGGAUUAAUUUUGUGAGAUGUUUUUGUGGAAAAUUGUUUCUUAUAUUUCAGGACGAACCGGGGCAAUGUCUUUUUUCUCAUUUGACUACUGUUUUUUGGCUGAGGUCACUGCUUCAAAUCUAAAUGAAUACAAACUUGUGAGUCAAUUUAGUUAGUAAAAUAAAUGGUUUAAUCUAUUAUGUGUUUUUACGUUAUUUGUUUGCAGCAUCUUCCUGUGGGAGCUACGAGUUCUACUCCUUUGCACAAACAAUGCCAAGAGACGAUACUGGUGAACAAAGAAGGAAAUUCAUGGAAUGUGAGUUUGCGAUUUAGCGAAUCUGGCGGCAAGUAUUACAUCACAAGAGGCUGGAGAAAGUUCUGUCUCGAUAACAGAUGUGAGAUAGGAGACUUAUUUGUGUUCAAUGUGGUUGGAGAUGGGAAAACUACUCCAUUGAUGUGUGUAUGUCCGGAAAGAAAAGAGUGCUCUGAAAUACUGAGCAAAUACUUGAGCAGAAAGAGUAGUGAGUCUUCGUUAGGUGGUGAUUCAUAAUCAUGUUGUAUUUUAAUAUUUAAUCAUCUUAUAAACUCUUAUGUGUAAUCUUCAUAUUUAAUCAUGUUUUUAUUUAGGAAUUUUUCUAUCUUUAUGUAAAAUUAUGGUUUUUAUCUUUAAUUGUUGUAUUUUUAUGUUUAAUUAUUGUUUUUUAUGUUUAUUUAUUGUAUUUUAUGUUAAGUUAUUCUAUUUAAUCAUCCAAUAUAUAAAAAUUAUAUUUCACUAAACAAAAAAAAAAUACAUUUUUUAUUUCUAAGGAUUCUAAUUUUGGGAUCACCAUUGUAUACACAUUUUUCACAAGAGUCCUUAACUAUUCAAAAAAAAUAAAAUAAUAAUAA
Brassica rapa (field mustard) is the source of this 2544-nucleotide messenger RNA. RefSeq lists its product as uncharacterized. The record is from RefSeq and is a predicted model, not a curated record. Lineage: Eukaryota; Viridiplantae; Streptophyta; Magnoliopsida; Brassicales; Brassicaceae.